AUCCGACCACGACCAUACGUUUGGACGAAGCUGUCCGUCGCUACGCCUGCCUCUAGGGACUCCACAGCUCGCCUUGCCGCUGUGACUUUAUUUGGGUCAGAUCCUUGGCUGGAGUACCCAUGCAACACGUCUCAUCUUGUCGCUCGACUCUUGCACGAGAGUAGCCUGUGCUGAACAGCAUACCAGUGCCUGGCAUCCAGCUGCUUUACUCCAGCCUUCAUCCACAUCAUCUGCUUGCACAUCACAUCCAUUUUCACCUCCACAGCCCCGCAAGCCGGCAUCAUGUCCAGCUCCGAGAUCAACUCGCACAUUCACAAAGUCGCGCAUCCGCUCUUAUCCACACAUCUAGCCAAUCUAAGACUGGCCACCACCUCGCCCAAACAGUUUAGGGAAUUGGUCAGGAACAUCACUACGGUGCUUGUUGUGGAAGCUACGAAGGAUUUGGGCGUUCAUGAAGUCCAGGGCGAAGGACCUUUGGCCAAAUUUGAAGGGGAAGAGAUUUCUGGGCGCAUCGGCUUGGUUCCGAUCCUGAGAGCCGGCCUGGGCAUGGUUGACGCUGCGCUGGCUCUGUUGCCCGAAAACACAUCAGUCCAGCACAUUGGUCUCUUCAGGGAGAAGCUGAGCUUGCAGCCAGUCGAGUAUUACUCCAAGCUUCCCGAAACGCCAAAUGUGGACGAAGUGCUCAUCUUGGAUCCGCUCGUAGCGACGGGUGGGACAGCGAUAGUCUGCGUCAAAAUGAUCACGGAUUGGGGUAUUCCUAUUUCCAAAAUCAGGUUCCUCUGCGUGCUUGGGUCCGCACAAGGUCUGAACAGCCUCGCCUCCGCUUGUCCUGGCCUGAACAUUUGGGUGGGAGCCAUUGACCAGACGCUGAACGAGAAGGGGCUCAUCAUACCUGGUCUGGGCGACACGGGCGAUAGGCUGCAUGCGACUCAAUAAGUAGAGACGGUGUAUAGCCGUGAAGCCCAUCAUCGCUAUGGCUGCAAACAUGAGCCGGCAUCCUCUCUAUCAGCUGGCGAGCCAUCCCUCGAGGUGCGACCGCACCAAGCCACCUUUUCAAUGCAGCAUUUGCGUACCUCGAAGGACUCCCAGCCAUCUUCAAUCAACAUGCUGCAAGGUGAAAUCGAAGGCCAAGCGCGUGCGCUCAACAAAAUUGGCGUUUCAUCGCAGCAAUAACAGAGCAUAGCACGACGCCAAAGACCCUCGAUGAAAUGCAUGAAUUUGCAUGCG
Messenger RNA from Ceraceosorus guamensis, 1227 nucleotides. RefSeq names its product PRTase-like protein. The record is from RefSeq and is a predicted model, not a curated record. NCBI's taxonomy places the organism in Eukaryota, Fungi, Basidiomycota, Exobasidiomycetes, Ceraceosorales, Ceraceosoraceae. The transcript is spliced from 6 exons. Bases 283 to 936 code for a protein of 217 amino acids.